UUUCCUUGAUUCCUUCCCACAAAGCCAGUAAGCCACAGCCAUCAACAGCGGUUUUGAGUUUCCCUUCUCAGUUCUAACCGUUACGCUUCGGAGUCAUACUCGCAUUGACUCACCCAGCGGUAGCGGGGCUCCUCCACCCAUUAAGCUAACGUCUAACGUCUAACUUCUAACGUCUAACGCCCUUCGCCUUCAGUUACAUCCACCGCACACACCAACACCAUAGAGCCGUUUCUUCACUGCAACACCUCAUUCACUUGCGCAGGUAACAGGCACAGAUCUGGAACGAAGCAAGAAUAGGUUCUACCCAACUGACUCAUGCAGCAGUUUAGUAGUAUGCUUGCAGUGUAAAUAAACAAGCCGAAACACCUCGUUCCCUUUUGCUGCUGGAAGUGGAAAAUACUUGGAAAAGGGUGGAAAUGGAGUUCCUACGUAUUUUGUUAUCUUCCAUUUGUUUGUUGGUUGUGAUUGAUCACUGGCAAGGAAAUGCUGAACCUGUCGAAGAUAAGGAAGCUUUGCUUGAUUUUGUGAACAAAUUCCCUCCUUCUAGACCUCUGAAUUGGGAUGAGACCUCCUCCAUGUGUGCCAAUUGGACCGGAGUCACUUGCAGUGAAGAUGAGUCCCGGGUCAUCGCCAUUCGUCUGCCGGGGGUUGGAUUUCGUGGCCCAAUUCCGCCGGAUACUGUUAGCCGCCUCUCGGCACUGCAAACUUUGAGCCUCAGAUCCAAUGUCAUAACUGGGCGGAUACCUUCUGACUUUUCUAAUUUGAAGAACUUAACUUUACUGUAUCUUCAGUUCAACAAUUUCUCUGGUCCUUUGCCUGAUUUCUCAGUUUGGAAGAAUCUUACUAUUGUCAAUCUGUCCAAUAACCAUUUCAAUGGCAGCAUUCCUGAUUCCCUUUCCAAUUUGACCGAGAUUGCUGGUUUGAACCUUGCAAACAACUCGCUUUCUGGCGAAAUUCCCAAUCUCCAGUUGCCAAGACUGCAGCUGCUGAAUCUGUCUAACAACAAUUUGCAUGGGAGUGUGCCUAAAUCCCUCCAGAGGUUUCCUGAUUCGUCAUUUUUUGGAAAUAAUAUUUCUCUUGGGAGCUCUCCUGUUGUUCCGCCAGUGCCUCCUCCGGUUUAUGGGCCUUCUUCAAGAUCUAAGAAGCAUGGAAGGCUAAGCGAAACAGCACUGCUGGGAAUUACUAUUGCCUGUGGUGUUCUAGGCCUUGUGGCAUUUGUUUUCUUGAUCUUUGUAUGCUGCUCAAGAAGGAGGGGUGAAGAUGAUGAUGCCUUCAGUGGGAAGUUGCACAAGGGUGACAUGUCUCCCGAGAAAGCUGUAUCGAGGAACCAGGAUGCGAAUAAUAAGCUGUCUUUCUUUGAGGGGUGUAAUUAUGCUUUUGAUUUGGAGGAUUUACUCAGGGCUUCUGCUGAGGUACUGGGAAAGGGAACGUUUGGUACUGCAUACAAGGCAAUACUGGAAGAUGCAACCACGGUUGUUGUGAAGAGGUUAAAGGAGGUAGCAGUUGGAAAGAAGGAUUUUGAGCAACACAUGGAAAUAGUAGGAAACCUUAAACAUGAGAAUGUGGUUGAGCUCAAGGCAUAUUAUUAUUCCAAAGAUGAGAAAUUAAUGGUAUAUGAUUACUAUAGCCAGGGGAGUGUCUCGUCAAUGUUACACGGUAAAAGAGGAGAGGAAAGAGUGGCUCUAGAUUGGGAUACUCGGCUGAAAAUAGCCCUAGGUGCUGCAAGAGGCAUUGCUCGUAUCCAUGUUGAGAAUGGAGGUAAACUCGUGCAUGGCAACAUCAAAUCCUCAAAUAUCUUCCUCAAUGCUAAACAGUAUGGUUGUGUAUCCGACCUUGGUCUCGCAUCCAUAAUGAGCUCACUUGCCUUACCCAUCUCACGAGCUGCUGGUUACCGAGCACCUGAAGUUACGGACACCAGGAAAGCGGCACAACCUUCAGAUGUUUACAGCUUUGGCGUGGUGUUACUUGAGCUUCUGACAGGGAAAUCUCCUAUUCACACAACUGGUGGGGAUGAGAUUAUCCACCUGGUGAGAUGGGUUCAUUCGGUUGUGCGAGAGGAGUGGACAGCUGAGGUGUUUGACUUAGAGCUGAUGAGGUAUCCAAAUAUAGAGGAAGAGAUGGUGGAAAUGCUACAGAUAGCAAUGUCAUGCGUGGUAAGGAUGCCCGACCAGAGACCAAAGAUGUCUGAAGUUGUGAAGAUGAUAGAAAAUGUGAGGCAAAUUGAUGCAGAGACUCGGCCGUCGUCGGACAACCAAGCAGAACAGAAAUUACCACAACAUGACAUCGAUAAUUCCCCUUCUUCCUCUCCCUCACCCUUGCCAAAAGGAAGUGAAUGAAAGAGAGAAAGAAAUCUAUUGGCUUUAUUUGAUUUGAUUGUAUCUGUCAAUGUUUUACUGAAAGUUCUGAACAAGAAUGAUUAAUUUUUGCCGCCCAUAUUCAAGUUGCAUGUGACUUGGUUAGUGGGUACUUCCCCCAUUCUUCCCUUACUUUAAUGUGACAUUAGAUUUGAGGUUGUUUUGUUUGCACCAAGAAAAGGACACCUUUUCCUUGGUAGAUGGUUUACUAUCUUUUCUGAACUUCUCCAUGCUGUAGGUUUAAGGUUUGUAAGGUUCUUGGAAUAUCAUAACAAGAGAUUGAAAUACGAAAAAGGUUGUUUGG
Arachis stenosperma is the source of this 2658-nucleotide messenger RNA. RefSeq names its product probable inactive receptor kinase At4g23740. The transcript has 4 exons. The coding region runs from base 417 to 2336 and encodes 639 amino acids. Lineage: Eukaryota; Viridiplantae; Streptophyta; Magnoliopsida; Fabales; Fabaceae. Gene Ontology annotation, biological process: protein phosphorylation. The record is from RefSeq and is a predicted model, not a curated record. Gene Ontology annotation, molecular function: protein binding; protein kinase activity; ATP binding.